AUGUUCCGAUCUUGGUUACUGUCUCUUUUCUCUAUUGGGAUCAUUUUGGCGACGAUAUGCUCAUCGUCUACCGUAGUUGCUAGUGGGGAUAUGGAGGAACCAGAAAGAAUAACUCAAGAUGAAGCGUUGAAGCAAGCACUCGAAAUCUUCGAGGGAAUGUCUCCGGAAGAAAUGGAGGAGACAAUAUUGGAGAUGAUGCAACUGGUCGGUAAUGAUGAUCCAGAGACCAAGGCAGAAUUGGAACUCCUGCUGAACGAAUUGAUCCCCCAGAUCAAAUCACAAUCAAAUCUAGAUCAAAUGGUACAAGAUGACGAACUAGCAGUGGCAACCCAAGACGCUUUGAGAAUGUUGAAGGGUUCCAACUGGGAUGAGAUCUGGGCGAAGCAAGAUAUCAUCUUGGAAGGCGUGUUAGCUUCUGGUCAACUCACUCCAGAGAGCGCUGCACUUUAUAGAAGUGAUGAAGAGGCAUGGAAAGAAGAACUGAAAUUUAUUUGGGAUCAACUUCAAAAGCAGGCAGCCGAGGCAGAGCUGUGA
This is a messenger RNA of Cylindrotheca closterium, 534 nucleotides long. The record is from the annotation of a GenBank genome assembly. NCBI's taxonomy places the organism in Eukaryota, Bacillariophyta, Bacillariophyceae, Bacillariales, Bacillariaceae.